AUGGCCACGCCCGCACGCGCACCCGCUCCUACCCUCUCCCGGGCCACGACAGUGACAUCACAGGACAAGCACGAUGCUUCUCCUCCCUCCAAAGGCCACGACGAAGCCAAGGGAGAGCGCUCGUCGCCGUCGGCGUCGACUGCCAUCUCCGGCUUCAAGCGCUAUACGAUCAUCGCCUGCCUUGUUCUCGCCAUGUUCCUCGUUUCCCUCGAUCGCACCAUCUUGGGAGUUGCCGUGCCCCGCAUCACCGACGAGUUUCACUCUCUCGAUGAUGUUGCUUGGUACUUUUCGGCGUACUCAAUCGCCAACGCUGCCUUGCAGCUCGUGUGGGGACGCAUCUACAAGUUCAAUCCGGCAAAGACGUGCUUCAUCAUUUCGGUCCUCCUCUUCGAAGUCGGCUCGGCCGUCUGCGGUGCUGCGCCCAACUCCAUUGCCCUGAUCAUUGGUAGGGCCAUCGCGGGAGCAGGUGCUGCUGGAAUCUUUUCAGGCUGCAUACAGAUCGUCAUGGCGCUCGUCCCUCUCGAGAAGAGACCGGUAUUCCAGGCCUCGUUUGGCGCUGUGUUCGGCGCCGCCAGCGCAAUUGGCCCUCUCCUCGGCGGUGCAUUCACGCAAAAGGUCUCCUGGCGAUGGUGCUUCUAUAUCAACUUGCCCCUGGCCGCGUUGGCUCUCUUCGCCGUCGUCUUCUUCUUCGACGGCGACCUCACGGACAGGAACAAGCGGAAGAUGACCGUCAGCGAGCAGAUCAACCAGCUUGACCCCAUCGGAACUCUCCUUAUCAUCCCCUGUGUCACCUGCCUGCUUAUUGCCCUGCAGUGGGGAGGAGCCAGAUAUGCCUGGAGCAACGGCCGCGUCAUUGCGCUACUCGUAGUAUUCGCCGUUACGCUCGUGGCUUUCAUCGCAUCACAAAUCUGGCUCGGCGAUCGAGCGAGCUUGCCUCCCAAGAUCUUCAUGGAGCGAAGUGUGUUGGGCUCCUUCUGGUAUCUCAUUCUCCUGUCGGGCUCGAUGUCCACCGUCUUCUACUAUGUACCAAUCUGGUUCCAAGUCGUCCAAGACAAAUCGCCCCUGACAGCAAGCUACCAUACACUUCCUUCCAUCCUGGCAAUCGUCGUCGCCUCGAUCUUGAACGGCGCCUUCUCGCAAAAGACGGGCUACUACACACCAGGAAUGCUUGCGACGCCAAUCCUAGCGAGCGUCGGAGCUGGACUCAUCUCGACAUGGACGCCCUCCACGUCGACGGGGCAAUGGAUGGGCUAUCAGAUCUUGUUCGGCGCCGGGAUCGGCCUGGGAAUGCAGGGCGGCUCUCUCGCCGUUCAAGCUGUCCUUCCUGGACCAGACAUCCCCAUUGGCAUUGCUGCGACCUUCUUUGCUCGUGAGAUGGGAGGCGCCAUCUUCGUUGCCGUGGCGCAAAAUCUCCUUCAGUCCAAGCUGGCAGCACAGCUGUCCGCCAUCCCUCAGCUUCACAAUAUUGCCUCGCAUCUUGCACAUGCAGGGGCCAGCGAGAUCAGGCAAGGUGUCGACCCGGAUCAGGUUGGUCUCAUUGCCCAGGCGUACAAUGCUUCGCUGCGCGAUGCCUGGUACCUAGCUACGGCCUGUGCCGCCGCGAUGAUCGUGCCUUUUGCUCUGAUUAGAUGGAUCAACCUCAAGAAGCGUGGGAAGAAGAUUGCGGAGGAGACGAGAGAGCAGGAGUCAAUGCGGGAGAAGCAGGACCAAGCGGCAGAAUCUGGCGCCGUGAAGGCCGAACAGGCCUAG
Messenger RNA from Jaminaea rosea, 1749 nucleotides. RefSeq names its product azole resistance protein. The transcript has 3 exons. Gene Ontology annotation, biological process: transmembrane transport. Gene Ontology annotation, molecular function: transmembrane transporter activity. Bases 1 to 1749 code for a protein of 582 amino acids. NCBI's taxonomy places the organism in Eukaryota, Fungi, Basidiomycota, Exobasidiomycetes, Microstromatales. The record is from RefSeq and is a predicted model, not a curated record.